Drosophila rhopaloa is the source of this 1472-nucleotide messenger RNA. RefSeq names its product stathmin (gene stai). The transcript has 7 exons. Gene Ontology annotation, molecular function: tubulin binding. Gene Ontology annotation, biological process: neuron projection development; microtubule depolymerization; regulation of microtubule polymerization or depolymerization. The record is from RefSeq and is a predicted model, not a curated record. Gene Ontology annotation, cellular component: cytoplasm; neuron projection. Bases 427 to 1335 code for a protein of 302 amino acids. NCBI's taxonomy places the organism in Eukaryota, Metazoa, Arthropoda, Insecta, Diptera, Drosophilidae.
GCCAGUCAUUCGCCUGCUGCUGAAAAAUUAACUUCGGCAUAAUUUAGUUGGUCUUUGUCUUUCGCUGUGCUCGUUACGUUUCGUUGCCUCGUUCCGUCGUUUUCAAAGGAUUCCACUUAAAGCCGCAGCAACAAUAACAAGAAAAUCAACGUCGCGAAUAUCAAAUACGAAAUUCACAGCACACUUUUCAGCAGAACUGCUCAGUUGCUUAACAGUUUAAUAUUGAAACUGAAGUUCGGCCCAUCUUCAAGUGGUUGCUCUCCCUCUUGUAAAAAAUCGAAAUCGCUGUGAAAAUAAAUUGAUUUUUUGUGCUGCCCAAAAAAGCGAGCACGACCCGUAAUAAAAUACACCGGUAGUAGAAGUCCACACAUAUCCCAGCAGCGCACAUCCAGUUCUUUACUUGUGUGAAAGGAACUAGAGCUCAUCAUGCUAAUUGGAUUAGUACGCGACUCCGUUAUGCAGUGCUUCUGCCACACGUGCCGAGCACCCGGAAUUCUGCCAGCGGUGUCAAGGAGAUCUGCGCCAAUAAAGAAAAAUAAUAAGAUUCGUUCCAAGCAGCCGCGGCUCAGCAAGAAAGUCAAAUUUAUAACCACAGAGAUUCGAUGCCAGGAGAAGUCCCGCGGAGGAUUGAGCUAUGAGGUCAUCCUGGCCGAGCCGGCACCCAACGUGGCCGUUCCCAAGCGACCGGUGACCCCCGGGAAGAACGUGAGCGUUGAGGAAAUUGAGCAAAAGCUAAAGGCGGCAGAAGAGCGUCGUAUUUCUUUAGAAGCUAAGAAGAUGGCUGAUAUUUCCAACAAGCUUGCCAAGGUUGAGGAAGCCACUCGCAAAAAGGAUGAGAUUACCAAUGAGUUCAUAACUCAGACCAAGGAGCAGCUGGAGUCUAAAAUGGAGCAGCAUGUAGAGAAACGAGACGCCAUCAUCAGUGACAUGAAGGAGAAGCUGAAGAUUCAUGCGCAGGAGAUCGAAAAGACGCGUGAGACUCUUGAGCAGCAGAAGGCCAACGAGCAGAAGGCAAUCGAAGAAAAAUUGAAAAUUGCCCAGUCUUUGCGUGAUGAAAAUAUUAAGAAAAUGUUGGAUCGUCUAAAAGAGCAUAACACAAUCAAAAUUGCCGAAAUCAAAUCGCAGAACGAUCAAUUGGAAUGUCAAAAGCUCGAGGAGAAAGCUCGCAUUUAUGAGAACAAAUUGUUCGCCGCAGAGCAAAAGCGCGAGAAGGAAUUGCAAAAGAAAAUUGAAAAAGUCCAAAAACUCGAGCGUCGUGCCGAGCUAGUGCGCCAGAACAAGGCCCAGGCCCAGGAAAUAGAUGGCCAGCAGAACCCCAUUGUCUCAUCCGGCUAGAGAGGUCGAUAUUGCAUCGAGAGCUGUGCUCACUUACUGCAAACAUGGCGACUACAAAAAGAAUAGCAACACUGCAUAAUACACCAACACAUAUUUAAGCAAGAAAACUAUUUAAAAUUAAACCAAUUUCUUCAAAA